This is a messenger RNA of Lotus japonicus, 2131 nucleotides long. Its product is annotated as NAC domain-containing protein 30. Lineage: Eukaryota; Viridiplantae; Streptophyta; Magnoliopsida; Fabales; Fabaceae. Gene Ontology annotation, molecular function: DNA binding. The record is from RefSeq and is a predicted model, not a curated record. The transcript has 4 exons. The coding region runs from base 433 to 1416 and encodes 327 amino acids. Gene Ontology annotation, biological process: regulation of DNA-templated transcription.
AGUUGUUGUUUAAAGUGGUGGAAAGGAAAAGGCUUAGGCUUAGGGUGCAAUAUAACGGUGGAAGGGUGGCGGCGUGAAAAUUUGGUGUCACGCCGUCCAAACAAAGAACUUUCCCAUCUAUCUGCCACCCCACGCGCAAUCAAUAGCUUCAUCUACAACAUGUUUCUAUUUAUUUAUAUAUAUAUAUUAAUCUUCUGCUUCUUUUCCAUACAACAUUCUCUGAUUUCUCUACUUACAUGCUUUAUAUACAUAUAUAUAUAUAGCUGCACUCCUCUCUUUAAACAAACAUUCACCUUCACCUUACAGACUACAGUCCAACAACACCACACUAAUUCUCUCUCCUUUUCCCUGUCUCUUCUAUUCUCUCUUUCAGUGCCUAGACUCAACAAGAACAAGAUCACAUUAACCCAGAUUUCUCAGAGAUAAUCAUCAAUGGAUAUGGAAUCAUGUGUGCCUCCAGGAUUCAGAUUUCAUCCAACAGAAGAGGAGCUUGUGGGGUAUUACCUCAAGAGGAAGAUAAACUCACUGAAAAUCGAUCUAGAUGUUAUUGUUGAGGUCGAUCUCUACAAAAUAGAACCAUGGGACAUACAAGAUAGGUGCAAGCUAGGAUACGAGCAACAGAACGAGUGGUACUUUUUCAGCCACAAGGAUAAGAAAUAUCCAACAGGGACAAGAACUAACAGGGCCACUGCUGCUGGAUUCUGGAAAGCAACUGGAAGGGACAAGGCUGUGAUGUCCAAAAACAGAAUAAUAGGGAUGAGGAAGACCCUGGUGUUCUACAAAGGAAGAGCCCCAAAUGGGAGGAAAACUGACUGGAUCAUGCAUGAGUAUAGGCAUCAAACCUCUGAACAUGGCCCUCCACAGGCAAAAGGCUGGGUUGUGUGCAGAGCAUUUCGAAAGCCAAGUCCAAGUCACAGGCAAGGUUUUGAGUCAUGGUGCACCAACCAACCACAGUUUUUCAGAGACCAUCAUCAUCAAAGCUAUACAAGGCCCUUAUCAAUUACAGAUAUUUUAAACGAAACUAAUAAUGUUCUUCAUCCUGCUGAAGGCACGAGUUAUAGUAGCCACCCUUUCAGCUCAGAGCAACCGUUUCUACCUAACCAAACUGUCAUGGACAAACAACAACUCAUUGAGCUUCCACAACUAGAUAGCCCCACUGCAAGUUUAGCACUCAAUGAACAACGUCUUAAUGGCCUAACAACAAAUGAAGAUCAUUGCAGUGAUGAAAGGAGCAAUAACAGUGGACAAGUUGGCAUUGAUUGGAAAAGCUUGGACAGCUUGUUCACUUCACAAUUUACAGAUACCACUAAUUACUUUUCACAUCCACAUAACUUGCCCAUGAUGGUUCCCCAUGGCCAUGAGCUACAACCUCAAAAUCAACCUAAUCAUGUCCUAGGAUGCUUUCCUGAUUUAUAACUUGAGUGUCAACAUCCACUAGCCAAUAAAUAAAGUCUCUAAUAGCGUGUUUGGAAUCAAAUUAUUUUUUUCUCAGAAUCAACUCUUACAUCCCGAAGCUGCUCAAAGAACCUUCUUCUCAUAAUUGAUUUUGGCUUCAGAGUCAAAAUAGCGUGUUUGGAAUCAAAUUAUUUUUUUCUCAGAAUCAACUCUUACAUCCCGAAGCUGCUCAAAGAACCUUCUUCUCAUAAUUGAUUUUGGCUUCAGAGUCAGUUGUAGAAUGAUUUUUCAAGCAUACACGCAUUAAGUAAGAUGAUGGAUUCAUAAUAUCUUCCAUUUGUCUUACCACAAGUUAAUUUAGAAGUUGCUGAAGAUUGACGUUGUUCAUUAUAUAGAAGAUGUCAAGAUGGAAUUCUAUAAUUUUUUUCUUGACAAAGGAAGAUUCGCUUGAAGAGUGAUUCUCUCCUUUGGUUUAGAGUUCAAAUUAAAAGACAAAGCUUUUCUUUUUUCUUCUUUUGGUACUAAGUUUAACUUUUCACUGUCUUGGCUAUGUACCUUAUAAAUGUAAAUUCUCUUUAUUUCAUGCAUAGUGUGGCCUUACUUAAUUUGCUUUAUGCUAUUUCUGUUCAUCAUUUGAAGUUUGUGAGAGCUUUAGGAGUUAGGACCACGUAGUUUGGUCGACCCUACCCCAAUCGAUUAGUGUUAAUGUGAAAGAAAGAAAGCAAUGGAGAGAGCA